AAAGAGAGAAAAAAAAUGGGGAGAGGAAAAAUUGAGAUAAAGAGGAUAGAAAAUUCAACCAACAGACAAGUAACUUACUCAAAGAGAAAAAAUGGGAUCAUAAAAAAAGCUACUGAAAUCACUGUUCUUUGUGAUGCUAAAGUUUCUGUUGUUAUCUUUGCUAACAAUGGAAAAAUGCAUGCUUAUAAUAGCCCUUCUACCUCAGUGGAAGAUAUAUUGAACGAAUACCAAAAUAAAUCAGGGACGUUUCUUUGGGAUGCUAAGCAUGAAAACCUCAAGAAUGAGAUAGAUCGAAUUAAGAAAGAGAAUGACGACAUGCGGAUAGAGCUCAGGCACUUGAGUGGGGAGGAUAUUGGAUCUUUACAAUACCCAGAUCUACAACGACUAGAAGAUGCGCUUGAAAAUGGUGUUAGUAGCAUUCGCGACAGGCAGGCGGAAAUUCACAAGAUGCUCGAAAAGAAUCAGAGGAUGCUUGAGGAGGAAAAUUACCAGCUCAAUUACAUGUUGCACAAACAAGAAAACGAACUCAUGGAUGGAGGAAGCAUAAGCAGAGCAGAAAUGGAUGGUGGUGUUCGCAAUAUUCCACAAGAUCAGAGAGACUAUAAUUACCAUAAUCCUUUUGGUUUCCGAGUGCAACCAAUGCAACCCAACCUACAAGAUAGGGUGUAA
Messenger RNA from Beta vulgaris subsp. vulgaris (sugar beet), 669 nucleotides. Its product is annotated as agamous-like MADS-box protein MADS9. Bases 16 to 669 code for a protein of 217 amino acids. Gene Ontology annotation, biological process: positive regulation of transcription by RNA polymerase II. The record is from RefSeq and is a predicted model, not a curated record. NCBI's taxonomy places the organism in Eukaryota, Viridiplantae, Streptophyta, Magnoliopsida, Caryophyllales, Amaranthaceae. Gene Ontology annotation, cellular component: nucleus. The transcript has 7 exons. Gene Ontology annotation, molecular function: DNA-binding transcription factor activity, RNA polymerase II-specific; RNA polymerase II cis-regulatory region sequence-specific DNA binding; protein dimerization activity.